This is a messenger RNA of Macroventuria anomochaeta, 960 nucleotides long. Its product is annotated as ADP-ribosylation factor. Gene Ontology annotation, molecular function: GTPase activity; GTP binding. The record is from RefSeq and is a predicted model, not a curated record. Gene Ontology annotation, cellular component: lysosomal membrane. Gene Ontology annotation, biological process: protein transport. The transcript has 3 exons. Lineage: Eukaryota; Fungi; Ascomycota; Dothideomycetes; Pleosporales; Didymellaceae. Bases 6 to 485 code for a protein of 159 amino acids.
GCAGCAUGCCGACUGCGCAGCUCUGCGCGACCAUGGGCUCCAUCGUCACGGUUGGUCCAAGCGCUAAUGGCCAUAGCUCCAUCCCUACCGUUGGCUUCAACAUGAAGCGCGUUCAGAAAGGCCAUGUAACCUUGAAGUGUUGGGACCUCGGAGGUCAACCUAGGUUUCGCUCCAUGUGGGAAAGAUAUUGCCGUGGUGUGAAUGCCAUAGUGUUCAUUGUCGACUCCGCCGACAGGGACGCUCUACCAGUUGCAAGAGAAGAACUGAAGCUGCUUUUGGAGAAGCCAGCUCUGGAAGGCAUCCCGCUCCUCGUCCUUGGCAACAAGUCUGACCUGCCUGGCAAGCUCUCGGUUGAUGAGCUCAUCGAUGCGUUGAGCCUCAAAGAAGUCUCGCACCGGGAGGUGAGCUGUUACGGGAUCAGCGCCAAAGAAGAGACGAACCUCGACGCUGUCCUCCAGUGGUUGAUUGCCCGAGCCAGCAAAUAGAUUGUGGUAUGGCCUUGAGUGGGUGAUAACGUGACCGGCGAGGGCUUGCCCACCACGUGCCCAGUGGCGCAUUCGGUUCGAUGUGGUGCUUUUUCGAUUUUCGAGUUUACGACUUCGACGCACCUAUACUCACACGAGAUUACGGCCGUCAGCUUCUUACGACAUGCUUAAUGAUUCUUACGACGUGACGGAAGACAAGACAAGCAGGUCAUACUGCAGGCCAGCGAUGGCCAUAUCGUUUUUCCAAGCUUCAGCAUAUGUUGUCUUUUUCUUGUCUUUUCUGCGGCGGAUGUCGGUUCUCUUGGGACGACGGACGGUCGCCAGUACAUCUGAUUCAGCAUGUAGCAUUUUCAUUUGUUUCGGUUCGAGCGACAAUAUAGCGGGCGUGAUAAAGAGACGGAUGGUUCGGUCCAGAUCUGGUUCGAAUAUGUAGCGGAAUAGUUGUUGUAUCUUUCAGAGUGCCUUCUAUGGGAUG